Molecule: messenger RNA, 1875 nt
Organism: Carassius gibelio (silver crucian carp)
Lineage: Eukaryota; Metazoa; Chordata; Actinopteri; Cypriniformes; Cyprinidae
Product: C3a anaphylatoxin chemotactic receptor-like
Exons: 3
Coding region: 497-1546 (349 amino acids)
Biological process (GO): inflammatory response; phospholipase C-activating G protein-coupled receptor signaling pathway; positive regulation of cytosolic calcium ion concentration
Cellular component (GO): plasma membrane
Molecular function (GO): complement receptor activity; G protein-coupled receptor activity
Source: RefSeq, a predicted model, not a curated record
CAUUAAUGAAAUACUUUUCCUUUUAUGGCGAGUGCAGCUAAAGCAGGCGUUGAAAGCAAUGUGUGGAGGAAAAUAGAAACUAAAUUGAGGAUGCUAUCUUACAAUUGAUUAAGGGCACAUAUAUAUCUUAAUUAGAGGGCAGCUAACAUGAAGAACUCAUAUUAAAAUGUGAGGUAUUCAUUAUAAUUAUAUCCAUAAUAAGUCACGACUACACGUGGUAUAAAAUGACGUGAUUUACUGAGAAUGAGCUGAACAUCUAAAUGUCCCACUAAUGCAUUUUGGAUAAAUGGAUUUUUUCAUUACAAAAGUGACCUUGGACGGACUCCAGAAAGCAUCACUUCUCCAAAUUAUUUCUAUGUUUCCUGUCAAUAUGAAUAAGUCAUCAUCUCUUACCGUUAAGAAGAUAUUUAACCAAGUGUUAGGAACCAGUAGUGACUAGACCAAUCAACUCACAGUACUAUCCAGAAAACCGCCUCUUCAACAAAUAAAGAGCAAAAUGAACCAAACCUUACCCCCAUCAACCAACAGCACAGCUGCCACAGUGAAAUACUUAAAGAACAUCAAUAUUUUCCUCCACUGUAUCAUAUGUGUUCUUGGUGUUGCUGGCAAUGGAAUGGUCAUCUACAUCGCAGGCCUCAAAAUGAAAAGGACGGUCAAUACCGUCUGGUUUCUGAACCUGGCAGUAGCUGAUUUCCUGUUUUCAUUUUUCUUGAUCUUUAAUAUAAUUUACGAAUAUCGUGAUUUGGAUUGGCCUUUUGGUGACUUUGGGUGCAAGUUGAGUAGCCUGGUGACUGUGCUGAAUAUGUUUGCCAGCACGUUCCUGCUGACAGUGAUCAGUCUGGACCGCUGCCUGUCCAUCUGGGCGGUGGUGUGGGCUCGGACUAAACGGACCGUCCUGAAAGCGAGGAUAAUCUGCCUGCUUAUUUGGUUAGCAGCAGUUGCUUGCACCAUGCCUUGUGUCAUCUUUCGGAAAACAUCUCAAAUUUCUCCACAACAAACAGUGUGCAUGCUUGAUUUUUCAGGACUUAAAGCCUACAGGAGGGAGGUUGUGUUUCGUUUUGUAGUGGGUUUCCUCAUCCCAUUUGUCAUAAUCUUUGCUUCUUAUUUGGUGAUCGGGGUACGAAUUAAUCGCCUCCGGAAAGACAAUAAACUAAAACCCUUUCGUAUUAUCCUAUCUGUAAUCCUGGCCUUCUUCUUCUGCUGGCUUCCAUUUUAUGUUUACCGGUUCCUCGAAGUGUGGUUGCAUGAAAAGAAUGAAACAAACCCAUCAGAUGAGCUGACCAGCUUCAAGAACGUUUUUGACCAGAUAGGGCUCUUCAUAGUCAGUCUUGCUUACUUGAACAGCUGCCUGAAUCCUUUCUUGUACAUAUUCAUGUGUGAAGAUUUUCAGAAAAAGCUCAAGCGGUCUUUGGUGAUGGUAUUCGAGAGCGCCUUCGCAGAGGAACAUCUGGGUCUCCUCUCGCAACAUUCCCAAUCCCAACACAAAUCUCAUUCCCAGAGUGGAACCGGACCCAGUCUGACCCAGUCUGUGACACUUGAGGCUUAGAUUAAACAUUCACAACACCACAUGUGUAUUUAAAUGAAUAACAUGCAAAAAGGAAAAGCACAUGCAAUUCAUCAAAAUAUUAAUAGUAUGUUCUUCAUUUGUUUUAGUUUUUUUUUCAUGUUUUAAAAUGGAAGUUAUAGAUUAAAGAAAAAUUAUAGAUGUAAUGUGCCAUAAAUAUAUGAAUAGGAUGCAUGCCUCAAUAACUAGAUAUUCAAGAAAUUGAUAAUUGUAUUUUGUAUCAUUUCUCAUUUACAUGGAUGUCUGGUUUUAUAAUGAACUAAAAUGUAUUUUUGCUUUUGCUUUACAACAAUGUUUGAAUAAAUCUCAUA